Molecule: messenger RNA, 720 nt
Organism: Nicotiana attenuata
Lineage: Eukaryota; Viridiplantae; Streptophyta; Magnoliopsida; Solanales; Solanaceae
Exons: 2
Coding region: 1-720 (239 amino acids)
Source: RefSeq, a predicted model, not a curated record
AUGCAGAACCCAGAAGACAUCAAGAGGGAGAUUAUUAGAUUCUACAAAAAGUUGUACAAAGAAGAAGAAGAGUGGAGACCAGUAGGACCCAACAGAAUCAACCAAAUGUUUACAGCAGAGGAUAAUUUAAUGCUGCAGAGUCCAUUUGAAGAGCAGGAAAUAUGGGACAGUGUUAAGGCAUGUGCCGGAGACAAGACACCAGGACCAGAUGGAUUCUCAAUGGCCUUCUUCAACAAUUGCUGGGAUGUGGUAAAAAAGGAAGCUGUAGCAACAAUCCAAAACUUCUAUGAUCAAGGAGUCUUUGAAAAGAGCAUGAAUGCUACAUUUGUGGCAUUGAUUCCUAAGAUGCUAUUGACUGAGAGACUCAAGAAGGUGGCCAACAAGCUGGUGGAUUCUCAACAAAUGGCAUUCAUAAGAGGAAGACAGAUCAUGGAUGCUGUUUUAAUAGCUAAUGAGUGCAUAGAUACAAGAACAACAAGCAAAGAACCAGGGAUCCUAUGUAAGCUGGAUAUUGAGAAGGCAUAUGAUCAUUUGAAUUGGAAGUACCUUCUUGACAUUCUAAGGAGGAUGGGUUUUGGAGAGAGGUGGAUCAGCUGGAUAAAAUUUUGCAUAUCCACUGUAAGCUUCCCAGUUCUAAUCAAUGGUGCCCCAGCUGGAUUUUUUCCUUCACAGAGGGGGCUAAGGCAAGGGGAUCCCUAUCCCCUUUUCUAUUUAUCAUAG